Molecule: messenger RNA, 409 nt
Organism: Trichobilharzia szidati
Lineage: Eukaryota; Metazoa; Platyhelminthes; Trematoda; Strigeidida; Schistosomatidae
Source: the annotation of a GenBank genome assembly
AUUCUGCCUGAAAAGUAUGGCUCAACAAUCUCUAAAAAGUCAACCAAUCGAAAUCGUCAAAAUCGACGACAACAAGACAUCACUGAAUACUGAUGCAAAAGACAGUUAUAUUGUUGAUCAAAUCACAAUACCUUCACAAGAACUCUUAUCAUUAGAUGUGGAUAUGGAUUAUAUAUUACAUUAUAAAGAUAUUCAAACAAUUUUUGAAAUAUUCUUUCGAACUAAUUCAUUUUGUCAGGCACGUUGUUUGACUAGAAUUGUACUCGGAUCAAAUGCAAUCAACACUAAUGAAUCAGCCAUGUUACAGUGGAAUGAUUUAAUUACAGAAGUGAAUAAAUUAAAAGCCUGUAAUUCACUUAAUUCAACAAGGAAGAUAACUUAUUGGCAUGAGAUUGACAAAUUUUCAUGA